Anthonomus grandis grandis is the source of this 1438-nucleotide messenger RNA. RefSeq names its product orexin receptor type 2-like. The record is from RefSeq and is a predicted model, not a curated record. Gene Ontology annotation, cellular component: membrane. Bases 173 to 1312 code for a protein of 379 amino acids. Lineage: Eukaryota; Metazoa; Arthropoda; Insecta; Coleoptera; Curculionidae. Gene Ontology annotation, molecular function: neuropeptide Y receptor activity. The transcript is spliced from 7 exons. Gene Ontology annotation, biological process: G protein-coupled receptor signaling pathway.
UCAGCGUUCAGUUGCGUGAAAGUGCACCGUGAGAUUGAAGUUUUGGUGGUGCGUUUGGCGCGUAUUUUCGAAAGUUUCCAUUAGUUUUGUUAUGCGAUAUGACUUUUUAGUGGACUUUAUAGUGAAAACAAAUAAAACUGCCGGAACUGCGGGUUAAAAAAAAAGAUUCGAAAUGAAUAAUUCAACGGAGGGGUUGACCGAGUGGCAGAUUUAUGAGGCCAUGAAGCAAAACAGAUACACGGUGAUCGGGAUUUAUGUCAUCGUGUUCCUCGUUGCCCUUCUGUCCAAUUUAAUGUUGAUUGUGAUCGUUGUUAAGGAUCGAUACAUGCAAAGCAUAACAAACUACUUUCUAGUUAACUUGUCAGUUGCGGACCUGCUGGUGACAUUAAUUUGCAUGCCGAAUGCAGCAUGGAGGGCGUACACUGACGCAUAUAACUUCGGAGCUGUUUCUUGUAAGAUAUCAGCUUACCUACAGGGAGUCUCAGUGGCAAGCAGCAUAUUCACCAUAACAACGAUGGCAGUAGACAGAUACUUAGCGAUAAUCCGUCCAUUUGGAUUAAGGUAUAAAUGUUUCAACAAAACCACCACCGUAGUGACGAUUUUCGCCUUAUGGGGUUUAUCGCUGAUCCUGUUUUCUCCCAAUCUCUGGAUAGCCGAGUUACAGCCGGUGGCUUAUGGUCCAGAUCUGGCGAUCACCCUCUGCAGGAUGGAAUAUGACAAUUCACCGAUUCCCCAAGAUGUGAUCGCGAUCGUUUGGUUUGUUUUUGUGUUCGCUGUUCCAGGUUGCAUAAUGACGAUCGCAUACUCCUUGAUGGGCAAAACGCUCUGCUCCUCCCUACCCCCGUUCGAUAAUAACGAAUCUGCGUGUGCCCAGCAGAGAAUUAGAGUAAUGAAGUCCCGUAAACGUGUAGCCGGGAUUCUUCUGUUACUCGCGAUGGUAUUCGCCGCCUGCUGGCUUCCCUAUCACAUAAUGAGCCUCCUGGUAAACUUGGCAGGAGCCGAACUGGACCCGAACGAAACGGUUUCCGUAUAUUUGCUACUUUUGGGGCACGCCAACUCGGCCCUAAACCCCAUUAUCUAUUGCGCCUUGUCCAGAAACUUUCGGAACUCGAUUAAGAACUUGCUUAAGUUCAAGAUUAGGUGCAGAAGGAGGAAGACUUUGAAUAAUUGGGCAGCCGAUAGUUCUGGAUCAGGAUUCCAAGGGCAGGCGCCCCACAACAAGGGGCUACCGCUACUGAAACAGUACCCGAACGACUUCGGGAUAAGCCGCAGACAGUCGUCACAAAAAACGACGAAAACAUGUGCUGUCUAAUUAUUUAUUUAUUUUUAUUGUUAUUGUAAACGAGGUUUUUUUUUUGGUACGCCUAUGGUUGAACUCUCCCACUACCAAAAAAUUCAGAGGCAUGGAAUUUUUUUUAAUAAAUAAUUUAAAACAAUA